ACUUUAUCCAAAACCUGCGUCCACCUCUGUCAUAUCAUUUGACUGCAUGUGGACAUAGCCUAAUAGUUUGUGAAAAGGACAAAGAGAUACAGAAAAGAUUAGGAAAAACUCAGCCACAACACAGAGACUAUCAGGAUGUCUGGCCCUUACCCAGAAGAGGAGUUACCUGCCAAUCACACAGGUCCUAAAGGGGUAAUCAAUGACUGGCGUCAGUUUAAGUUGGACAGUGUGGAUCAGUCUGCUCCUGUAAGCAAGAGAGAGCUUCUCAGACAAAUGUCAAGCACACGAGAAGAUGACAAGGAGAGAUCGCAAAGAAAGAUGAGUGUUCAGGAGUAUGAACUGAUCAAAGAAGAGGAUGAGCGUUGCCUCAAACACUACAGAAAACAAUGCAUGCAGGAAAUGCAUGAACGCCUGAGUUUUGGUCCAAAGUUUGAAGCGGUCUACGAGCUGGAGAGUGGAGAGGCGUUCCUGGAAGUCAUAGAAAAGGAGCACCGGCUGACCCUUGUGAUAGUGCACAUUUACCAGCAUGGUGUGAAAGGCUGUGAGCAGUUGAACUCAUGUCUGGACUGCCUGGCCUCCGAGUAUUCCAGCAUUAAAUUUUGUCGAAUUGAUGCUGUGGCAACAGGCGCUGCCGAGCGCUUCUCCUCUGAGGUCCUUCCUGCUCUGUUGGUCUAUAAAGCUGGUGAAUUACUUGGUAAUUUCCUGGCAGUUACCAAACACUUCAGUGACGAGUUCUUUGCAACAGACGUGGAGGCUUUCCUCAAUGAUUAUGGCCUGAUACCUGUGAAGGAACUUGCAGCCUGUGCUGAUGGUGAUGAUGAGGGAGGGGACGUUGAAUAGGUCCACGAGGAAAGAGGAAUACAACAGAGAUUGAGAGAAGAGGGAAUGGUGCAGGGUAGGGGAUAAAAGCAGUACACACUAAAACUUGAUAUUUUAUCCAGAUGAGGCGGAAGUAACAACAAAAUCUUUGGUAUAAAUACUGAAAAUAAAAUUAGUUAAGUUAUUGAUUCAUUUGAUUUCUGAACCCUGGAUGAAUUAGUGAUACCUGGCAUAAUAAAACACAACAUGAUCAUUCAGUGCAGCCAUGGCAACAAAACAAGAGGCACAAGGACCAUGCCAGAGCUUUUCUAAACUUUAUUAUUUAGCUUUUCAUCCUUUAUUAUUUCAGACAGCAGACUACAUUUCAUAAACAGAGUCAAAAGACAAAUAUGUUUGAAGGCUAGUUAACAGACGUCUCCACCUGUGAUAACAGUGAACAAAACAACCCAA
This is a messenger RNA of Labrus mixtus (cuckoo wrasse), 1269 nucleotides long. It is a transcript of the gene pdca, whose product is annotated as phosducin a. The record is from RefSeq and is a predicted model, not a curated record. The transcript has 6 exons. Gene Ontology annotation, biological process: regulation of G protein-coupled receptor signaling pathway. Lineage: Eukaryota; Metazoa; Chordata; Actinopteri; Labriformes; Labridae. Bases 136 to 840 code for a protein of 234 amino acids.